AAGUACAAUGCCAGUCAGUGUGCUAAGCAAUGGAGCUACAAAGACAAGAGUAAAAUAAUCUUGGGUCUCAAAAAGUUUCUAUUUUAAUAGAAGAGAUAAUAUGUUAAUUUUCUAUCACUUUUCACUAGUGUUUAAUUCUUUGUGAUCCUAUCCCAUUUGGGAUUUUCUUGGCAAAGGUGUUGCCGUGGAAAUAGUUGCCAUUUCCUUCUCCAGCUCAUUUUACAGUUUAGAAAAUUGAGGCAAAUAGCAUUAAGUGACUUGCCCAGGGUCACACAGCUAGUAAGUAUGAGAGGUUAGAUUUGAACUCAGGAAGAUGAAUUUUUCUGACUCAGGACUUAGAGCACUAUGUCAAUUGCACUACUUAGCUGUCCCCUCCCCAUAUAAAUAUUGAGCUAGGGAGAAGCAAUAACAGAAAAUGAGAUCAGAGAAGGACACCUAAAUGGCUAAAUCAUAGAAUGUAUGGAAGUAAGUAGAUAGUAUUCUGGCAGGAAGGGGCCAGAUUGUAAGGAAGAGAGGACUUUUUACUGAAUCCUAGUAGUCAUAGGGACCCCGGAGUUUAUUGAGUAGGGGAGAUGAUAUAGUCAGAUCUAAACUUCAGGAAAAUUACUUGACAGCUCUGUGUAAAAUGAAUUGGAGUAAGGAGAAACUCCCCACUCCAAAAAGAAAAAAGAAACUUUUUUUUUUUUUUUGCUUAACAUUACUUUUAUUCCCUUGUAAUAAAAUUCAAUCAUUUUAGAAUGUUUGCGUUGAAUUAACAUUUCAGAGACUUUAAAGAGGAAGUGUGUUUCGGUCAAAACAACAAGGGCCUUAGGACAACGCCUGGGAACCUAUCCUUAGUUCCCACAAGAGUGUCCACUCUUGAAAAGGAUUUCCCUGAGAAGCUCCCCCCACCCAUCCCCACCUGAGAUCAGUGCCUCGUUCUAGCCAAACUAAAAAUUAAAAGCUCUGAUAUUAGGGCAAAGGGGAGCUCUUUUAUUUUAUUUUAUUCUUAAUGAUUGCAUUUGUUUCUCAUAAAUAUAACAUUUAAUAUAGGCUUGCAUAUCCAGAUGUCUUUAUAAAUAGCGCUAGCUGUAGUCUUCAUGAUUUUCCUCUUCUUUCACAUUUUAAGAUCUGGGAAUCCCCCGCAGCUCUCUCUAAAACUCCAGGCAAAGACAGAUGCUUAAGAGCAAGCAUGAUAAAACUCCCAAUGUUUUUCUCUUCCUUGGGGGCUGGCAUCAUCUCAGGGUCCCAGAAAUCUGCAAUGCCAAAUAUCUCAAGCAGUUGAAGAACAAGGAGAAAGACGGAGACGGAAGCCAAGCAAUCCUGCGGCUGAUGACGAGAACUACUGAAUGAUUAUUUCAGCGAUUUUAAGAAAGCAAUCCCCCUAGGACCACGUAGUGCUGAAGAAAGCCCUAGAACUAACCCUACUAGAUUUUGGGGGGGAGGAGGGAGGAAAAGGGAGACUUAUUCCUAAAGACACACCUUGGGACCUCUCUUUCCUCUGUUCUUAUCCGACUUCGAAAGGUCUGGGAAGCUCGAGUUUGGGGAGUGGAUGUGAGAUUUCUCUCCAACCCUCUCAGCUGGCUGGGAACUCUUGUAGAUAUAGGCAACACUUUUCCAAGCGAGAUUGGAGAGCGAAAACAGCGCAGAGACAACCAUUUUUAUAGUGAAUUUUAGAUUGCCUUUAGCUCUCUGGCUCCUUCACGGGAAGGGGGGGAUUCCAAAACCAUACUCCCUCGCGCAAACCAUCCUGCCUUCAUCUCAUCUCCCUCCUUCUCUCCCACCCCCACUUUUGUUGCCCCUAGAUCAGGCAUCUCCCGCCUCCACAUCCUUUCCCAAGGCUGGUGUAUGCGCGACUUUGCGCGGAACAAGGGCUGCCGCGGCGAAUACAGCCAUCUACUCGGGGAGAUGGUGAUCAUGGCAGGGACGGUGAUGCUGGCUUAUUAUUUCGAGUACACGGACACGUUCACCGUCAAUGUACAGGGCUUCUUCUGCAACGACAACGCCUACCGCAAGCCCUACCCGGGCCCGGAGGACAGCAGCGCCGUGCCGCCCGUGCUUCUCUACUCGCUGGCUGCUGGGGUCCCCGUCCUAGUGAUCAUAGUUGGAGAAACUGCUGUAUUUUGCCUACAACUAGCCACAAGGGAUUUUGAAAAUCAAGAAAAAACUAUUUUAACCGGAGACUGUUGUUAUAUAAAUCCACUAGUACGCAGAACUGUCCGGUUUCUUGGGAUUUAUACAUUUGGGCUGUUUGCUACAGAUAUCUUUGUGAAUGCCGGACAGGUAGUGACAGGGAAUCUGGCUCCACAUUUUCUUGCACUCUGCAAGCCCAACUAUACGGCUCUUGGAUGUCAGCAGCUCACACAGUUCAUCAGUGGUGAAGAGGCCUGUACUGGUAACCCAGAUCUCAUCAUGAGAGCUAGGAAAACCUUCCCUUCCAAAGAAGCAGCUCUGAGUGUCUAUGCAGCGAUGUAUCUGGCAAUGUACAUUACCAACACAAUAAAAGCCAAAGGAACAAGACUUGCUAAACCAGUUCUAUGCUUGGGCUUAAUGUGUUUGGCCUUUCUUACUGGACUCAACAGAGUAGCAGAAUAUCGAAAUCAUUGGUCAGAUGUGAUAGCAGGUUUUCUUGUUGGAAUAUCUAUAGCAGUAUUUUUGGUCGUAUGUGUGGUAAACAAUUUCAAAGGAAGACAACCAGAAAAUGAACAUAUACACAUGGACAAUCUGGCACAGAUGCCAAUGAUCAGCAUUCCUCGAGUAGAAAGUCCCUUAGAAAAGAACCACAUCACGGCCUUCGCAGAAGUCACAUGAUGUCGAACUGGAUGCUUUUUCACUGCACUGGACAUCAUCCCUUUUCACAGUCCAUUCAUGAGUCCCAAAGUCUUUUGAUAGCAGGAUCAGUUUAUAAAAAUGUCUGGUUGCUGAUCAUUCAUACAAUAUUGAAGUCUAUGUUACCUUUAUUUUGAAAAGAUGCUCCUUAAGUAUUCAGAUUUCAUGUUAUAGUCCCACAAAACCAUCUCAACUAUGAAAAGCAAACUAUAUGCUCACCAGAUUUGUAUGAAAAAAAAAAAAACCAUUAUACGGGCCUAGUUGAACUUUUCAAUAAUUUGUGUUAUCUAACUCAGCAGUAUGCCAUAUUUAGUUUACAACAGGCUUUCAGAGUCAAAAAGUUUGUGUCUUCCCCCCACUUUUAUUCAGCACAGUCAUUUGAAUUGAAACAUUUCUGUGUGUAAAAUUUCUUUUUUAAAAUAUGUUAUAUAUUCAAAUAACAUUUGCACAUUAUAUUAUAGUACACUUCACUUAAAAUACCAUUCCUCCUGAACAUUCUCAGACUGGUGCUCCUGCUUUUGAAGGGAAAAUGCCCAUUUUUUACUGUAAUGAGUAAUGUAUCAUAAUUAAAAUAUAUUUAUUUGGAUUUUUCCUGAUAA
Antechinus flavipes (yellow-footed antechinus) is the source of this 3407-nucleotide messenger RNA. It is a transcript of the gene PLPPR5, whose product is annotated as phospholipid phosphatase related 5. The transcript has 7 exons. The record is from RefSeq and is a predicted model, not a curated record. Bases 1828 to 2790 code for a protein of 320 amino acids. Gene Ontology annotation, molecular function: phosphatidate phosphatase activity. Lineage: Eukaryota; Metazoa; Chordata; Mammalia; Dasyuromorphia; Dasyuridae. Gene Ontology annotation, biological process: phospholipid dephosphorylation; phospholipid metabolic process; signal transduction.